AUGGCCACAGCCAAGGUCGUGUCGGGCCCCGUGCCUCCGGGCCCUGGGAAAGGCGACGUCCUGCAAGGGCCGCGCACGGUGCGCCGCAACGCCUUCAUCCUUAGCGUCAGCCUCCUCUUUCUCAUCAACGUGCUUUGCAUGCCCAUGAAAGCAUACCUCUCGGAAGAUGUGCCGUGGGGGCCUCUGAUCGAGCGCCCCAUUUUUCCCAACUACUCGAGCUUCAAUGCGACGAUUCUGGACAAGUACCGAACCGAGUACGCCUUCUCGCGGCUCCCCAACACGAGUACGUACUUUAGCGAUGCGUCAAGCGACGUUCAGGUCGUGCGUCUCGCUUUGGACCUCAACGCCCACGUGUCGGUCGCCGUCGAGGACUGUGUCGGCUCGUUUCUUCGCGGUAUGCCUGGGGUGGUCUACUUCACCUCGUCCGUGCGGAAUCUCCUCUGCGAGCUCGGUGCAACUGCCAGCGUGCAGCCGGCGCAGUGGCACAACAGAGGUCUCUGUGUCUACGACAUGUACUUCACCAUCAACUUGGGCCAUCAAUGCGUCUGGCUCGAAUUCGACCCGGCGCAACCAGACACGCUUGUCGUCGUGAGUGCCCUUGCCAUGUACACGACGUAUGUAUGGCGCUGGUUCAAGUUCAUUUUCCGGAUUCUGGUGACGCUGCGCAUUCUACAUGUCGUUUGGACCGACUACUAUCUCCACUGCUACGCGCUGGAGCACGUGUUGGCGACGCGCGGGCACUUGGCCACAAUGCCCGACGGUGACUGGAGCUACGAGGUGCUCUGGGGGGAUCCAACUGCGUUUGUGCUGCUGCACCCGGGCAUCGCUCUGGCCUUUGUUAUCGACUAUUGGCUCAGCGUCGACGUCGUCACGGUCGUGAUUGUGCGCGCCAGCCAGAACGACGACAUCAUUGUCAUGUGGACGGCAUUUCUGUACCUCUCGCGGACCGUCUGGUUUGCGUAUGCCGCCAUGGGCCUCACCUCGUAUGUGCUCAAGCGCUGGCACAAGGAACGUUUGUUUGCCGAAGUCGACUUGACGCUUGUCGCGAUUGGCGCCACUUUUCUUGAAGCGCUCGUGCCAGCUGCGGAAAAAGGCCAGGAAUUCGAAGGAUGCUUGUCGUCGCUCGUGUACACACUCAUGCUGGCGUCGAUGCCCAUCAUGUAUGGCUUCAUCCAGCCGCUCCUGCGUCGUCGUACGUCGACGAUACAGCUCGUGCCGACCACUCACUCAGGCACGGUGGACCCGGCGCGCUAUAGCAGUUUUCUCUACAACGGAUUCAAAACGCGCCUUGUGUUUACCGCACUGCACCGCUGGACGCGCGACUACCGGGCGGGCAUUCCAUCUGUCGGUGGCUCGAUCUACACGCUCUUUGACUUGGACGCUCGCUACAAGCAGUACCCGACGACCCGCUUUCGCGGCCCUGAUGUAUUUGUGCACUGCUACUGCAACGGCAAGCUGGUCGAGAUCCUUCGCUUGAGCCUCCUCGUUGCUUUCGACCGAAAUGUCAGCACGCCAGAAAUGGCGAUCGCAACGAGCGACCAGCCAUCGCCCUAUACGAACUGGGGUCGACCAACUUUCACCGAGUACAACACCUCGACGCUCCCCACGUUUGGUACGGCGUCCAGCGCGCAGACGUUGUCGGCGGGCACGGCAUUUAUCAACGACGAACGCCUGCUCGUGCGCGAAGUGAUUGGCAUAGCGUCGCACACACCCGUGGCGGCCGACACGUGCCGCCACUUCCUCGUCGACUGCGACUUCAUCAAGGACGUGUGGAGCACGCUUCACGCCGUCACGGUCCCUUUGGGCGUGACGUUGCCGACUAUGCUAUCCGGCUACCUCUACUCGACGCCCAAGACGGCGUCCAACAUGCACCAAGCCGCGUUCCGCUACCUCUGGCCCGUGCUCCGCGCCUGCGUCUGGUUCAACGUCUGGCGAGUCCGGAACGACCGCGUCUUCCGCGCCGACCUCUCGCUGCUAAGUCCAUGGACGAUUGCCGUCAAGGCGGCACGCGUCGCUCAACUGCACUUGCACCACAGCCUCGUCCAAGAGCCCGAGCAACCUGCUCUUCGUCGACUUCUCCAGCUCCUCGCCCAACACAAGUGGCCGCGACGUCACCUCAUUCCGCGGAUCGCGCUCCUGCCUCCGCCUGCCUAA
Saprolegnia parasitica CBS 223.65 is the source of this 2154-nucleotide messenger RNA. RefSeq lists its product as hypothetical. The transcript has 6 exons. Lineage: Eukaryota; Oomycota; Saprolegniomycetes; Saprolegniales; Saprolegniaceae. The record is from RefSeq and is a predicted model, not a curated record. Bases 1 to 2154 code for a protein of 717 amino acids.